This is a messenger RNA of Erigeron canadensis, 1805 nucleotides long. Its product is annotated as cytochrome P450 72A397-like. The transcript is spliced from 5 exons. Bases 35 to 1582 code for a protein of 515 amino acids. Lineage: Eukaryota; Viridiplantae; Streptophyta; Magnoliopsida; Asterales; Asteraceae. The record is from RefSeq and is a predicted model, not a curated record. Gene Ontology annotation, molecular function: monooxygenase activity; oxidoreductase activity, acting on paired donors, with incorporation or reduction of molecular oxygen; iron ion binding.
CAUACACUUACGCUCCUAUAUUCAAAAAACUGCAAUGACCACCAUGUUGUCAUUGCUGGCUUCACUGGCAGUAAUCAGUGGUGCAUGGUGGGCUUGGAUGGUGAUUCAAUGGGUUUGGCUAAGACCCAGAGCCAUCGAAAAAUGUUUGAGGAAACAAGGUCUCGAUGGACCAUCAUAUAAGUUGUUGCAUGGUGACACGAACCAAUUAGCCACCAUGUCUCGAAAGGCAGCUUUGAAUCCCAAACCCUUAAGCUUUUCCGACGAUUUCCUCCCCUCUGUUCUUCCGUUCUACCACCACAUCAUCCAUACCUAUGGUAAAAAUUCAUUUGCAUGGAUAGGACCAACGGCAAGGAUCACUAUCAUGGAUCCUGAACUAAUCAAGGAGGUUUUGGUGAAUAAUAAGGUUUACAAAAAACCAACCCCGAACCCACUGGUCAGGUUCUUGGUUUCCGGAGUUGCGGGCUACGAGGACCAAAAAUGGGCCAAGCAUCGCAAGAUUCUUGCUCCUGCUUUUACUCAAGAUAAGUUGAAGCAUAUGUUUUCAGCUAUGUACACGAGUUGUAACGACAUAUUGGUGAAACCAUGGUCAAAGUUGGUUUCAGAGAAUAAUGGUUCGUGCGAGUUAGAUGUGCAACCUUACAUUGAUGAUUUUUCUAGUGACGUGAUCUCACAAAACGCAUUUGGGAGUAGCUAUGAACAGGGCAGGAGGAUAUACCAACUUCAAAAGGAACAAGCCAUGCUCACAAGCAAAGUUCUUCAGUCAGUAUAUCUCCCAGGGCGAAGGUAUUUACCUACCAAAACUAACAGAAGAAUGAAGCAAAUCGACAGUGAAUUGAGGUCUAUUCUAAGCAAAAUCAUGGAGAAGAAAGAGCGUGUGAUGCUUUCAAAAGAAAGUGAUGAUCACGAAGAUUUACUAUCUUUGUUGUUGAAAUCGACUACAAAUAUAAAUGAGAAUCUAAGGAUGAGUGUUGACGAGGUUAUGGGCGAGUGCAAAUCUAUUUAUUUUGCAGGGCAAGAGAGCUCAUCGAAUCUCCUGCUUUGGACCAUGAUUUUGUUGAGCCAACACCCGAUAUGGCAAACAAGAGCACGGGAGGAUGUUCACCAAGUUUUUGGACACAAUAAACCCAGCUACGAAGGGUUAAAUCACCUCAAAAUUGUAACCAUGAUACUAUAUGAAGUUCUUAGACUGUACUCCCCAGCUACCAUAUUCACACGAAUCACAUACAAUGAGACAAAACUCCGGAACCUAACCGUUCCAGCCGGGGUACAAUUUUUGUUGCCGGUUAUAUUUGUACAUCACGAUCGUGAAAUUUGGGGAGAAGAUGCAAAGGAGUUCAAUCCUGAAAGAUUUUCUGAGGGAAUUGCGAAGGCAACAAAGAACAGGGUCGCCUUCUUUCCUUUUAGUUGGGGUCCUCGGAUAUGCAUUGGGAAUAACUUUGCCUUGAUGGAAGCUAAGUUGGCUAUAUCAACAAUUCUACAAAAUUUCUCGUUUGAGCUAUCGCCUUCUUACACUCACUCACCUGUGUAUGUCGUCACACUUCAACCCCGACAUGGUGCUCACUUGAUUCUCCACAAGAUAUAGCCCUCAAGCCCAUAACGGAAUCGUAUAAAGAAGUGCAGAAUACCAGAUGAUGGAGAAUAAUUUUAUUUUUCUUAUGUUUCGUGUAAAAGUGUGUUUAACAUGGUUUGUGAUUGAUAUUUUCUUUGGCCUUGAAGACUUGGUGUAUAUAAUGCGAUUAUUAGUCUUGUGACAAUCUUUCUAAGAACAUUCUUAGGAGUGCAAUAAGACCUUAUACUAAGAACCA